AUGAGGGAAAUUCGUUACGAUCGGCAACUCCGUUUAUGGGGUAAUGAAGGACAAAGCUCGAUUGAAGCAGCCGCUAUAUGCAUUCUCGGUGCAGACGCUCUCGCCACUGAGAUCGGCAAAUCGCUUGUCCUCGCUGGUGUCGGAUCAAUUGUGAUUAUUGACGGAGAGUUCGUCACGGAUGAUGACUUGGGGAGCAACUUCUUCUAUGAAGAUGCACAGUUAGGCCAACAGAGGGGUCAAGCAGCAGCAAGCUUAUUGCAGGAAUUAAACCCGUCAGUAAAAGUUAGCGGCAUUGAUGCGCAAAUUACAAAACUUCAAGGACAAGACAUUUUGGCCUACGGAAAGUUCUCACUGGUGAUAGCAACAAAUCUGCUCGAGUCAAGAGCAGCUAUCCUUAGCGACGAGAUUUUUCAGGCUGGAAUUCCAUUUAUUAACUGCAGGACCUAUGGAUUGGUUGGCUACAUCAGAGUUUCUGCUGCAGAGCAUCAUAUAAUGAAUACGCGUACUGAAAAUCCACGUCCGGACUUUCGGUUGGAUGCUCCAUUUCCUGAGCUGGUGGCACUUUUUGAUGAACUCGAUUUUGGAGCGAUGGACCACGAAAAAUUCAAACAUACACCUUAUAUCUUUUUGCUUAUGCAAGCUUUAAAGAUGUUUAGAGAGAAUAAGAAAGAUCCGCAAGCGUUUCCAAAGUCAUAUGCUGAGCGGAAGCAAAUUGUGGAACUCAUAUCCAGUCUAUCCCAUAGCCAAGGACUUGAUGAAGAAAACCUUGAAGAAGCCGUGGCAGCAGUGAAUCGUUGUAUGCAUCCUACACUGAUUCCGUCUAGCGUUCAAGAGAUUUUCGAUUCUCCCAAAUGUAGUGAAAAUACCAAAACAACGGACCCUUUCUGGAUGAUUUGCUAUGCACUGAAACAAUUUGUCGAACGUCAUGGAUAUUUACCGGUAUCAGAUUCUCUGCCAGAUAUGUCAUCAGAUUCAAAAAGCUACGCUCGUCUUCUGAACGCUUUCCGGCAAAAAGCCGAACAAGAUGCGGAAGAAAUGCUCGAAUUAACAAGAGAAGUUGAGCAAACUAGGGGCACGGAAGCAUUAAUUUCGCAAGAACAGUGCCGAAAGUUUUGCAAAGGUUCAAGAUUUGUCGCUAUUCUGCGAGGAACACCAAUUAAGCAUGACAUGGAAAAUGGAUGGAAUAAAGCCGUGGAGGAAUUGUCUACAAGUCACGGUGAAGACAAUGACGUAGCUCCAAUUACAUGGUUUAUCCUACUACGAGCCGCCGAUAGAUUUAUGGAGGUUAAGAAACGGCAUCCAGGCACAAACGGUGUUCCAAUGAGUUUGGACGUUGCUUUGCUUAGCAACUGUGUUGCUGAAGUUAUUGCAGAUUCUAACGUCAAAGAAAAAACAAUAGCUGCUGGAAAUGUUCCUCGUAAAGCUAUCGAAGAAUUCUGCAGAUUCGGAUCGAGCUUUCCACAUGUUACGGCUGCACUAAUCGGUGGAAUUGUGGCGCAAGAGGCUAUUAAAUUGACGACCAAUCAGUACAUUCCGCUGAAUGAUACGCUCAUCAUCAAUCUUCAUUCACAAAAGUCAUGGACAGCGCGCUUU
Messenger RNA from Mesorhabditis belari, 1593 nucleotides. The record is from the annotation of a GenBank genome assembly. NCBI's taxonomy places the organism in Eukaryota, Metazoa, Nematoda, Chromadorea, Rhabditida, Rhabditidae.